AUGGAGGCAGCAGGCAACAGAAGACUACAGGGGGAGGCAGCAGGCAACAUAAGGGAGGCAACAGAAAACUACAGGGGGAGGCAGCAGGCAACAGAAAACUGCAGGAGGAGGCAGCAGGCAACAGAAAACUGCAGGAGGAAGGCAGCAGGCAACAGAAGACUACAGGGGGAGGCAGCAGGCAACAGAAGACUGCAGGGGAGGCAGCAGGCAACAGAAGACUGCAGGGGAGGCAGCAGGCAACAGAAGACUGCAGGGGAGGCAGCAGGCAACAGAAAACUGCAGGAGGAGGCAGCAGGCAACAGAAGACUACAGGGGAGGCAGCAGGCAACAGAAGACUACAGGGGAGGCAGCAGGCAACAGAAGACUGCAGGGGAGGCAGUAGGCAACAGGAGAUUGCAGGAGGAGGCAGCAGGCAACAGAAGACUACAGGGGAAGGCAGCACAACAGAAGACUACAGGGGGAGGCAGUAGGCAACAGGAGAUUGCAGGAGGAGGCAGCAGGCAACAGAAGACUACAGGGAAGGCAGCAGACAACAGAAGACUACAGGGGAAGGCAGCAGGCAACAGAAGACUACAGGGAAGGCAGGGCAGGGGAAGGCAGCAGACAACAGAAGACUACAGGGAAGGCAGCAGACAACAGAAGACUACAGGGGAGCAGGCAACAGAAGACUACAGGGGAGGCAGCAGGGAACAGAGGACUACAGGGGAGGCAGCAGGCAACAGAGGACUACAGGGGAGGCAGCAGGUAACAGAGGACUACAGGUGGAGGCAGCAGGCAACAGAGGACUACAGGGAGAGGCAGCAGGCAACAGAAGACUGCAGGGGAGGCAGCAGGGAACAGGAGACUACAGGGGAAGGCAGCAGGCAACAGAAGACUACAGGGAAGGCAGCAGACAACAGAAGACUACAGGGGAAGGCAGCAGACAACAGAAGACUACAGGGGAGGCAGCAGGCAACAGAAGACUACAGGGGGCAGCAGGGAACAGAGACUACAGGGGAGGCAGCAGGCAACAGAGGACUACAGGGGAGGCAGCAGGUAACAGAGGACUACAGGGGAGGCAGCAGGGAACAGAGGACUACAGGGGAGGCAGCAGGUACAGAGGACUACAGGCAGCAGGCAACAGAGGACUACAGGAGAGGCAGCAGGCAACAGAGGACUACAGGGGAGGCAGCAGGUAACAGAGGACUACAGGGAGAGGCAGCAGGCAACAGAGGACUACAGGUGGAGGCAGCAGGCCAGAGGACUACUGGGGAGGCAGGCAGAGGACUACAGGGAGAGGCAGCAGGCAACAGAGGACUACAGGUGGAGGCAGCAGGCAACAGAGGACUACUGGGGGAGGCAGCAGGUAACAGAGGACUACAGGUGGAGGCAGCAGGCAACAGAGGACUACAGGAGAGGCAGCAGGGAACAGAGGACUACAGGGAGAGGCAGCAGGCAACAGAGGACUGCAGAUGGAGGCAGCAGGCAACAGAGGACUACAGGGAGAGGCAGCAGGCAACAGAGGACUACAGGUGGAGGCAGCAGGCAACAGAGGACUACAGGAGAGGCAGCAGGGAACAGAGGACUACUGGGGGGAGGCAGCAGGUAACAGAGGACUACAGGUGGAGGCAGCAGGCAACAGAGGACUACAGGAGAGGCAGCAGGCAACAGAAGACUGCGGGGAGGCAGCAGGAACAGGAGACUGAAGAUGGAGGCAGCAGGCAACAGAAGACUGCAGGGGAGGCAGCAGGCAACAGGAGACUGAAGAUGGAGGCAGCAGGCAACAGAAGACUGCAGGGGAGGCAGCAGGCAACAGGAGACUGCAGGAGGAGGCAGCAGGCAACAGAAGACUAUAGGGGAGGCAGCAGGCAACAGAAGACUGCAGGGAGGCAGCAGGCAACAGAAGACUGCAGGAGGAGGUAG
Messenger RNA from Homarus americanus (American lobster), 1902 nucleotides. RefSeq lists its product as uncharacterized. The transcript is spliced from 2 exons. The coding region runs from base 1 to 1902 and encodes 633 amino acids. NCBI's taxonomy places the organism in Eukaryota, Metazoa, Arthropoda, Malacostraca, Decapoda, Nephropidae. The record is from RefSeq and is a predicted model, not a curated record.